Phragmites australis (common reed) is the source of this 2604-nucleotide messenger RNA. Its product is annotated as xylan O-acetyltransferase 6. Gene Ontology annotation, cellular component: Golgi apparatus. Gene Ontology annotation, molecular function: O-acetyltransferase activity. Lineage: Eukaryota; Viridiplantae; Streptophyta; Magnoliopsida; Poales; Poaceae. The record is from RefSeq and is a predicted model, not a curated record. The coding region runs from base 467 to 2152 and encodes 561 amino acids. The transcript is spliced from 4 exons.
AAGAAGGAGAAGGUGAAGGGGAGCCAAAUCCUAGUAUUGAUAGAAAAUAGAGUUAGAAUUGUUGGUGGAGAGGAGAGAUCCGGCAACCAUAAAAGAAGAAAGCAGGCGAACCAAACCAAACAUACCAGGGAAGCAAAGGAAAGGCACGCUUCCAACAAAAGGGCACCAAACCCGUGAAGGGAUCGACGACAUAUAUAGAGAGAGCCAGGCGAGAAGGACAGGGGAGACACGCAGACGCAGCAAGCAAGAGCUGCGAUAAGCGAAGCUAGCUCCAUUUCUUCUCUCAAUCUCUCUCACGGAGAGGGAAGGGAGAAGGGGAAAUCAGAGCAAAGAAGCUUUUUUUUUUUUUUACUCUCAAUCUUUCGUGUGUGCGUGCGCCACCCCGAAAAGGCUCCGGUGGCGGCGGCGGGGAGUGGUAAGUUUCUUUAAAGCGCGGGCGCGGGAGGCCACCCGGAGAGCUCCGGAGAUGCAGCAGCGGCGCAAGUCGGUGUUCGCGUCGGCGCCGUUCGCGAUGAAGCAGGCGGCGCUGGGUGCCGGCGUGGCCGCGCGCAAGAACGGCGCGCCGCUGUCGCUUGCCGCGGUGGUGUUUGCGCUCUUCGUCUUCGCGACGUUCCUGUACAACGAGGACAUCAAGUCCAUCACGGACUUCCAGUUCAGCGCCGGCGCAAUCCGCGCCAAGGCGCCCGACCUACACCUGCUGCAGGAGGCCGAGGCCGCCGCGCACGCCGCCGUCAACACCCUCGCCAAGCGCGGGGAGGAGGUCAUCGUCCGGGUCCUCGACGCGCACGGCUCCGGGGCACUGCAGCCGGCUGGCGGCGCCGGGAACGGCACUGGCACGGUGGAGGCUGCGGCCGCCAAGACCAAUGCCAAUGCCAACAAUGCCAACGCGGGCGCGGACAAGGUGGACGAGGGGCUGGAGAAGGACCGGGACGUGACGCUACCGACUGUGACGGGAGGCGGCGCGGACGAGGCGAAGCAGCGGGAGGACGAGGAGGCGGCCGAGAAGGCGUCCUCGGCGAAGGCCGCCGCGGCGACGGCGGCGCUGCGGACCGUGGUGAGCUUGCCGGAGACGUGCGACCUGUACCGCGGCAACUGGGUGUACGACGAGGUGAACGCGCCCGUGUACAAGGAAGGGGAGUGCGAGUUCCUGACGGAGCAGGUCACCUGCAUGCGCAACGGCCGCCGCGACGACUCGUACCAGAAGUGGCGGUGGCAGCCGACCGACUGCGACCUCCCGCGGUUCGACGCGCGGUUGCUGCUGGAGCGGCUGCGCAACAAGCGGCUGAUGUUCGUGGGGGACUCGCUGAACCGGAACCAGUGGGAGUCGAUGGUGUGCCUGGUCCAGUCCGUGAUCCCCAAGGGCCAGAAGACGCUCACCAAGUUCGUCAACGGCGGCUCCAGCAACGUGUUUUACGCGCACGAGUACAACGCGACGGUAGAGUUCUACUGGGCGCCCUUCCUGGUGGAGUCUAACUCCGACAACCCCAAGGUGCACAGCGUCCCCGACCGCAUCAUCCAGUGGCACUCCAUUGCCAAGCACGCCCGGAACUGGGUCGGCGUCGACUACCUCGUCUUCAACACCUACAUCUGGUGGCUCAACACCCUCGACAUGAAAGUCCUGAAGGGUUCGUUCGACCAGGGCUCGACGGAGUACGUGGAGGUGGAUCGGCCCAUGGCGUACAAGGAGGUGCUCAAGACGUGGGCGAAAUGGGUCGACAGGAACAUUGACCCCAACAGGACGACCGUCUUCUUCAUGGGCAUGUCGCCCAACCACAUCACGCCGGAGGCGUGGGGCAACCACGGCGGGAUCAAGUGUGCGAUGGAGACGCUGCCGAUCACGAACCGCAGCACGUCGCUGGACGUGGGCACGGACUGGCGCCUCUACGCCGGCGCGCAGGAGGUGCUCCCGACGCUGCGCCGCGUGCCCACCCACUUCGUCGACAUCACGGCGCUGUCGGAGCUGCGCAAGGACGCGCACACGUCGGUGCACACGCUCCGGCAGGGGAAGCUCCUCACCCCCGAGCAGCAGGCGGACCCCAAGACGUACGCCGACUGCAUCCACUGGUGCCUCCCUGGGCUGCCCGACACGUGGAACCAGUUCCUCUACGCGCGCAUCGCCUCCAGCCCCUGGCCCGCCGACGCAGACCAGUAGGAUUCCGGUAGCUGACGACGGGCCUCCGACGAGGCUCCGCUGUUACUGCCAUGCAGGAAGAGCCAAGGACAACGUUGGCAAAAGGAUGCUCGCCACCUUUCUUUUUUUCACUUUUUUUUUUACCGAUUUUCCUUUGGUCGCGUAAUUCUGUUCUAUGUUGUUAACUAGUAGUUCUUUUAUUGAAAGAAGAACUGGAGGGUGUAGGAUAACAAAAAUUCGUGGCGAGCUGGUGUUCAGUAGUAGCUCGCUCAUUUCUUCUCCUGCUGAGGAUGGCUAGGAGAAAGGAAAAAGUUCUGCAUGAGAUGCAAGAGGGAAAGCAAGCAAAGGAGGGUUACAUGUAAAGAAGGUUUUUUUUUUUGUGUUUUACACUAUGCUGGGUGCACCCAAGGUUAAGAGAGGUAUAAAUGCCUAGGAGGUGCAUCUGUUCUUCAAUCAUGACGAUUCUGGAGCCC